AUGUGGGGUCUGCUGGUGCUUUUUCCUGUGCUGCUCAGUGCAAGGCCUUGCCCUGGCGGGGAGUGUGUCAAGGAGCACCUCUUGCUGCAGCAGAAGCACGGAGUGCAGAAGGUCCAUGCACAGCACAAGGCCAUGGACGCAGUGAAGGUGCACAAAGAGGCAUCCAUCGUAGAGGCCCAUGGCCGCCUGGGCGUGAUCGGCAACAAGGUCGUGGAUGAGUAUGGGCUGCCAAUUCGCCUUCGGGGCAUGUCCCUCUUUUGGUCUCAGUGGAAGCCACAGUUCUGGACGUCAGGAACCGUCCAGUGGUUGAAGGAGGAUUGGGGUAUCACCCUGCUGCGCUGCCCGAUGGCGGUUGAGGCUGGUGGCUACCUGACCGACCCGGAGACCGAGCUGGCCAAGUUGGAGGCUGUGGUUGAUGCAGCCAUCGCUGCUGAUAUCUAUGUCAUCAUUGACUGGCACGACCACAACGCGAACGAUCAUGUGGAGGCGGCCAAGGGGUUCUUCACACAGGUGUCGCAGAAGUACGGUCAGUAUCCAAAUGUCAUGUUCGAGAUUUUCAACGAGCCGAUCUUCCAAAACUGGACCGAGACAAUCAAGCCCUACCAUGAAGAGGUGGUGGAGGUGAUCCGGCAGAACUCGCAGAACCUCAUCAUCAUGGGAACUCGUGUUUGGUCUCAGGACGUGGAUGGUGCUGCAGAAGACCCUGUAGAGGGCGUGAAUCUGGCCUAUACCAUCCAUUUCUAUGCCAAUACGCACAAGCAGGAGCUGCGUGAGAAGGUGGUCAAGGCCCUAGAGGCGGGCAUCGCCAUCUUUGCGACCGAGUGGGGAACCUGCGAUGCCAGCGGAGACGGCACACUGAACCUCGAAGAGACGAAGACUUGGCUGGACUUCUUCGCUGCCCACAACAUCUCGGAUGCAAAUUGGGCCGUGAGCGACAAGCAGGAGGCAUGCUCCGCACUUCUCCCAGGUGCUGACGGAGCAGGUCAUUGGGAGGAUUGUGAGCUGACAGAGUCGGGCCACUUCGUGAGGGCUUCAUUGCGAGGGGAGACGAUGCCGACCACUCUUCCAACUCCCUGCCCGAGGUUGACCACGCCUCCACCCGGCCAAUGCGCAACAUCUACGGAAAGCUGUGCAGAGAAGAAGUGCUGCGAGGACAUCGGUAGCAAGUGCUACCAGAAGAACGAGUAUUGGGCAUCCUGCAAGGCGAGCUGCACACCAGGCCACCCAAACUGA
Messenger RNA from Symbiodinium sp. CCMP2592, 1233 nucleotides. NCBI's taxonomy places the organism in Eukaryota, Dinophyceae, Suessiales, Symbiodiniaceae. The record is from the annotation of a GenBank genome assembly.